Notodromas monacha is the source of this 366-nucleotide messenger RNA. The record is from the annotation of a GenBank genome assembly. NCBI's taxonomy places the organism in Eukaryota, Metazoa, Arthropoda, Ostracoda, Podocopida, Cyprididae.
CAUUUCAGGUCGCAGAUGUCUCGGAGUUUUUGCAACAGCCGCGACGUCGACGGGAAUUCUUCCGAAGAAGGAUCCGAGCCUCGUGGCUCUUUUUCCCCGGUGUCAAACUGUUCCAAACAUGGACGGGAUGAUGGAAAAGGUGGCAAUAAGAUUAUCGAUCAAGAGCCCGAACAUAACAACGAGGUCGACGACGACGACGACGACGAAGGCUGUCGACCAGAGGACUGCGAAAAUGAGAAAACUUGCUGCAGCAGCAACAACAACAGCGACGGCGAAGAAAUAAACGAAUGUCCAGCGCUGAUCAAAAGAUGCGACAUGUUCAAAAGGUUCACGGCCUCUUCCAAAACAUACGAUACAUACAAGCAC